GAGCACUUUAGGGAGAGCACCACCUCUUGUCAACAGUAUGACAGAAGAGACUUCUGCUUUAAAUUGAGAGCACUGUGGCACUGUGAUCAAAGUCAGCACUCUUCUUUUUCUUUUUUCAGAACAAGUUUGAGGUUCAAACCUUUUCCUGUUUUGUUUUUUUUUUUUCUUUUUAAGACGAGCACUGUUUUGACUUUCAGUUUUGACCAAAAUAAUAAUAAUAAUAAUAAUAAGUCCAAGUAUUUGCUCUGUACUUGAAGAGCACAGGAGAGAUCUGCCAGCUUCAGACCUUCACACUGUGGCCUAGAAAGUCAAGCAUUCUUCUUCGUGGAGGCCAUUUGUUUCUGGCUAGAGGCUAUUGAGAGCUCCAUUUUUCUAAACUCAAGGGAAGCCACAGUUGAAUCCUGUGUUAAAGGUUCCCUUCCAACUUUGCCAUACAAAGAAGCUGUGCUUACCCAUCUGCAAACAGGGCAUACCAUACCAUGGCCAAGAAAGUUGCCGUGAUUGGAGCUGGUGUGAGUGGCCUGUCCUCCAUCAAAUGCUGCUUGGAUGAGGACUUGGAGCCCACCUGCUUUGAGAGAAGUAAUGACUUCGGGGGACUAUGGAAGUUUAAUGAAGCUUCUACAGAUGGGAUGACUAGGGUCUACAAGUCACUAGUGACAAACGUUUGCAAGGAAAUGUCAUGCUAUAGCAACUUCCCUUACCCCGAAGAGUAUCCUAAUUUUAUGAGCCAUGAAAAAUUUUGGAACUAUCUCCAAGAAUUUGUUGAGCACUUUGAUCUCCUGAAAUACAUCCAGUUUAAGACUGCUGUGUGCAGCAUAACAAAGCGUCCGGACUUCUCUCAAACUGGUCAGUGGGAUGUUGUUACCGAGACAGAAGGCAAGCAGAACAGAGCUGUCUUUGAUGCUGUCAUGGUUUGCACUGGACUUUUCCUGAGUCCUCACCUGCCUUUGGAGUCAUUUCCCGGGAUCCAUAAGUUUAAAGGCCAGAUCCUACACAGUCAAGAAUACAGGAUUCCAGACCCUUUUCAGGGCAAACGUGUCUUGGUCAUCGGUCUUGGGAACAGUGGAGGAGACAUCGCUGUGGAGCUCACUCGAACCGCAGCUCAGGUACUUGUGAGUACUAGAACUGGCACCUGGGUUGUCAACCGCUAUUCAGAUGGGGGCUAUCCUAUUAAUAUGAUGAGUAUAAGAAGAUGGCAUAAUUUUAUUACACAACUUCUGCCUACAUGUUUCCUAAAUUGGAGCCUUAAGAGGCGGAUGAAUAAAAAAUUUAACCAUGAUAUCUAUGGAUUAAGUAUUAUAAAAAGGGAAAAACCAAAAUUUAUUAUAAAUGAUGAGCUACCAACAUGUAUACUCUGUGGGAAAGUCACUGUGAAAACCAGCAUCAAGAAUUUUACAGAAACUGCUGUUAUCUUUGAAGAUGGGACAGUAGAAGGAAACAUUGAUGCUGUGAUCUUCACAACAGGAUAUACUGUUUCUUUCCCCUUUUUUGAAGAGCCUCUCAAAAGCCAUUGUACAAAGAAGACUUUCCUAUACAAGCAUGUCUUCCCUGCCGAUCUAGAAAGAGCAACAUUAGCCAUCAUUGGCCUCAUUAGCCUCAAUGGGUCCAUUUUAGCAGGCACAGAGCUUCAGGCACGAUGGGCCACAAGAGUAUUCAAAGGACUCUGUAACGUACCCCCAUCCCAGAAAUUGAUGGCUGAGGCCAUUAAAAAGGAGCAGCUCAUUAAAAGGGGUGUGAUUAGAGAUACUUCUCAAGAAAAACUUGACUUUAUUACCUACUUGGAUGACCUUGCUACAUGCAUAGGCGCAAAGCCCAACAUCCCAGCUCUGUUUCUCAAGGAUCCCAGACUAGCUUGGGAAGUUUUCUUUGGACCAUGCAGCCCUUACCAAUACCGAAUAGUGGGCCCUGGAAAAUGGACUGGAGCCAGAAAUGCCAUCCUGACCCAGUGGGACAGAACCUUGAAACCUCUUAAGACUCGAAGUGUUGCUAAUUCCUCUGAGCCUGCAUCUCUGCCACAUUACUUGAAGGUUGUGGGGGCACCUGUGCUACUUGUCUCUCUUAUAUUUAUCUGCAAAGGCUCACCUUUUCUUAAAUUGGUGCAAGAUAAGCUACAAGACAGAAUUUCCUCUUCCCUAGUGCUGCAUAAUGUCCCCCAGAAGUCAUAAGUUAGCAAAUUGGUCUGUGGCAUGGUGGUGGAAAAGAUAUCUGGGUCUUGAGGGCUCCACCAUCAUAAAUGUAUUAGUGCUACACUCAAAUGCUGAUUAGUAACCACAAGGGCAGGUUGUUAGUUGUUAUAAAGUGAGCUGUUUCUUGUUUUACCUCUUUUACAUAAAUUACUUGUCUUUUCUACUAUAUUAUUAUAUGCACUAAGCUCUUACCAGAAGCUGCCAACAUGUCCUUGGGCCACCAGAACUGUGAACUAAAUAAACUUUAUCAUCUUGUGUAUUUUAUUAUA
Jaculus jaculus (lesser Egyptian jerboa) is the source of this 2455-nucleotide messenger RNA. It is a transcript of the gene Fmo4, whose product is annotated as flavin containing dimethylaniline monoxygenase 4. Gene Ontology annotation, molecular function: N,N-dimethylaniline monooxygenase activity; flavin adenine dinucleotide binding; NADP binding. Lineage: Eukaryota; Metazoa; Chordata; Mammalia; Rodentia; Dipodidae. The coding region runs from base 480 to 2165 and encodes 561 amino acids. The transcript is spliced from 10 exons. The record is from RefSeq and is a predicted model, not a curated record.